UACCAUUAUACAAAUGCUAUGAUAUAAAUCUGUAUGAAUGUACACUAAUACACUGAAAUUUUAUACAUUUGUCUUAAAACUAUCAGAUUGUUGUCAUUCUAUAGGAGGGAACGGGUCAAAUAUUCUCAAACAGUGUGUGUUACCAGAUUAAAUAUUGUUUUCGCUAUAAAGUUUGAUCGUUCUUUAAGCUGUGGUAACGUAUGUAAAAGGAAGUACAGAAUAAAACAUGAUUUCUAUAAGUUUUGAAAGUUUUGGAAUAGAUAACGCUAUGAACAUAAGACCAAGAUGGAUAUAAGGUGAAACAGGGACUGGCAUCAUGUCCGGGGAUACAAGCAACAGGACGCCCCGGUCACGGAGGAGGAUGCCCAGGAUGAAGGGUGCGGCUGUUCAAUGUUGUAUGUGUAUAACCGGGGUGUUUAUGUUCCUAGGUGGAGUUAUAAUGCUCGCUACCGGAAUUACUCUAAUACUCAACUAUGGUUUUUUCGAUGAAAAUCUUCUUCCACCUGAUCUUCAAAAUGAAGAAGGUAAAAAGACUGUCGGUAUCAUUUUGACAUGUUGCGGGGUAUUAGCCAUCUUAAUAAGUGUCAUAGUUAGUGUUUUGUAUUUUUGCGCGCAAUCGAAAUCAUCAGCAAUCAAUCCGAAUGAGCUGAGCAGAAUUCCAGCGUCUGCUCGAAACACUACUCCAGAUAGCUUAGGUCGAAGUCGAACAGACAGACGGACACAUUCUAAAAUUAGCACUGUAUCAAACGGAUCUGCUAGACCUGCGCAUCCGAAACAAAUACCAGGCUCGGCAGAGGUAAAACUUCCACGUGCGGCAUAUAAAAAGGGCAGACAUAGGAAAAACCAUCCGCGUCAUGUUAGACGGCUGGAAGAAAUCAAGGAACAAGACGCAAUAUCUAGAAAAACUGUAGACGGUACGUUUAUAAACGAGGGUUACGAUGAAAAUGAUACUCCAAGAAGCGGGUCGUUUUCAAGUGAAAUGACACUAGACGACCAAAAUAAGAAUCCUAAAGUGAUAUUUAAUGAUAAUGAUAAUAGACCACCUAGUGCAUGUAGCGCCACAACAUCUCAAACUAGUGAUCUAAGUAAUGAGAGAUAUGCUGAAAAUAUGAAAUCAAGGCGGGAAUUGCAAUUUCUCCCCGAUAAUACUGUACAUUAUAGGGAUAUAAACGAGACCGUUUCUAAAGAUAGUGGUUCAUUAGAACGUUAUGAUGAAACUUCACUUCAGGAUAACAAAAUUUCUGACGAGUGUUCAAUAACUAGUGAUAGUCUCCGAAAUCCUGCACUUUUAAAUAGCACCACACCUUCUGAUAUAAGUAAUAACACUCUUACUAAUUCCGCUGGCGGAAUGAUGAAUGAAGAUGGUGCUGCUCAAACUUUUCAACCCGAUAGUUAUAAAGCGUCUCACUACACAGAGUUACAUGGGGAGCAGACGACUGGUCGAAUAUCACCUCAAAUUGGAGAAGUUGAAACAUUUACUUCUGUUGAAGCUCAAAGGAGUCCAGAUUUAAGAUAGAAAUUUAUUGCCAGAAAAAAUGUUACUAUAGUGCAACAAUGGGAAAUUAGGAGUAAAAUAUAUGCCAAGUAUCGGUUUGUUCGGCACGAGAUGGUAUGAGCAGUAUAUUGUGAACAGAGUGGUUUGCGCUGUUUAAACAACAUGAAAUUAAGCUUGCAAGUUCUUGCUGUUAAAUAAUCAUUCCUAAAAUGCCCAUUUGGCUUUAUUAGGAGAAUUUCCAGAUAAUGAUUUAGAUGUAGUUACACAAAACAAAGUAACACAACAAUUGAAUAAUAUAAAAUCCAUACCACAUGACAAUUUUGGGGCAUUAUUGCUAUGUCUCAUUUGCGAAUCAUAGGUUUAUAUUUUUGAGACAUGUUUUAGAGUUUUCAUGACAAUGUUAAAUAUUUUGCAAAAAAAAGUUAGUUUUUUUUACAUUUUAGACAAUCAUUAUUUUGGUUGGAACUAAGGAGCCUCGAGGUUAUAUUUAUAUCAAAUUAUCAGUUCCCGUCCAGAACUCAGUUUGCUAAUUUGAGACUAUAAUUUUAUAUCAGGGUUAGCCUAACUUUAUUUAUAUUUAUGCAACAAACUAACUCUGCUGUGUUUUUACUGUAAUAGUUUAUAUUAUAGUGAUUUAUAUAUGAUGAAGAUUUUUCAACAGGAUUGGAAUAUUACUAUAUAUUGUAACAUGAAUAUAAAGUAUCAACAGUGUAUUCAGUAAUGUACUGGAAUGGUAUGAUUGAUGUUAUAUAUAAAACCAUUCUAGAAUUACCAGUGUCAGGUAUAUUUAAUGAUUGCUAGCGGGGGAUUGUUAUAUAUACGUAAACACAUUACUGAUCCUAUAUCUGACUACUGUAACAUCCUUAAUAUUUAAUUGAUUUAAAUUCCCAGUUGUCUGAGUACAUAUUUAUAAACUAUAGUAAAUGUAAACUGUGAAUCUCUUUGUGGCCAGUUGUAAAUCAUAAAGCUACAUGUAUUAUGUUUCAUGUAUAAUUUUUACAGCAGAUUUAUACAGUAAAACAGGCUUACAAUUUAUUGCUUACAAUUGUUUAAUAUAUUUACCACAGGAUUUAUAUUAAUUCUUUUCAAUAGAAAAAUAAAUAAAUAGAAGUAAGAAUGAUUUGUAAGUUAGAAUGUCCUCUAGAUCUAUAACUGAAACUUGUUUUUUUUGUAAUCUUUAGAUCUAUUGCAGUCUAUUAUUUUGUGGAAGAUUAUGCUGCAUAAGUUUGAAUUAAAAUUGAAACAAAUCCUGUAAACUUGGUGAUAAAUACACUGUAGCAAGAGUAUGUAUGUUAUAGUGAUAAAGUUAAUGUGUCACAUGUACAAGAUAGCCAAAUAAUUUUGAAUGAUUUUGAUGUUCAGUUCUGCUGCAAGAUGGAAAUGUAUAUAUAAAUGUAAAAGCUUAUAUGUACAUGUUAAAGCUAAUAUAUACAUGUAAAAACUAUAAACUAUCACAAUUUCAACGGCCAGGACAAGUUCAAAGUUCUGUUACUCAAUCUAUACUUUCACAACUUCUCCACCAUUUGUAGUAUUAGUUAAGGUGGUGGAGAUGUAUAAACAUAGGAUAGUAAUAGGACAUGUAUGUUCAACUAGUCUUGUAACAAUACAAACUUGUAUAUUGUCAUAUAGAUUAUUAAUGAUAUAAGCAAUUCAUUAUUAAUAAGUUAAGGUCGUUAUUCAUUGAUUGUGUUAUUUUCUACCUUCUCUCAUUGAUCUUGUAGAACAGUUGUUUGUGUUAAGAAAAACGUUAUGAAUGUUAUCUUACUACAGAACAGAAUAAAUAACAGCUAUUGUGUGAACAGUGCAUGUAUACAAUCAAUAUUUUCUUACUUUGUUUAUGAAUAUUUGAUCUGUUAUAGUGACAUGGUCAGAACUACUGUACUUUUUCUCUGAGGCCAUACCAUACAGGCCGAUAUAUACAUAAAUCUUACUUGAAAGAGACUUGAAAAUGUACCCAGUGAUUGAUUGAUGUUACAAAGGACUUGUUUUAAGUCUUCUGUUACUUGGUUAUGCAUUAUAAAGUAUGUUUUAUCUUUUGAUGUUAAAGUUGAAUUGUUAUGAAAGGUGAUAUUUUAAGUACUAAAUUAAAAUAGUUUUAGAAUCUGUUUAAAUUGUUCUAUAUUUUGACAUGCAUAUAUAGAACAGACUUAUAAAAUUCUUUUGUAUUUUAAGGUUGUUCCAACUUUUUUGUCUCAGUGAUUGAUCUUUUGGGUGUGAACUCAGAAGUCAAAAUUAUAUAGUUUGUUUGUUAUGUUAAAAUCUAGUUAUUAGUUGUUUGUGUUUAAAAGAUUAUUUUGUAUCCUGUAAUUUAAUUACUUAGCUAGUUGAAAUGUUUAAUUGUAUUUCAUUAUAAAUCAGCGAAAAUGUAUGUGUACAGUAAAUCAAGCCAACGGUCUACUCACAUUGGCAGAACCCGGACAUAAUCGUGUUUAGGAUGUUAUUAUGAAGUCUAAAACAAUAUUGGCUGUCAUGAUACCAUAGAGUUUUUAAGGUAUUGUGAGUUUGAUAAUUGUAUUUAGCCAAAUUUAUAAAUUUCCCCAUUCACCUUCUAUUGGAUAUAUAUAAAAUAUAUGAGUAAUUGUUAAUUUUUCAUUACCAGUAUAUAUUUUACAAUAUAUCUCUAUAUCAGGUUAAUUUGUUAUUUCAAACUUCCUUAUCUGUUACCAUUGAAGACAUUAUUUCCAAUUGUUAUACCGUGUUUUAGAUAUUGAACAUUUGAGGUUAACAGUUAAACGCCUGACAUAAGAAAGAUAAAACUUGUGUAUAGUGUGUAACAUGUGUUAUAAAAACAAAUGAACAUAUGCUAUAAAAAUCAACUGCAUGUCCAUGUAUACAGAAGGUGGAUGGACAAAUAUAUAUUGUCAAAAUGUAAUAGUCCCAUUGUUUAUUUCAUUAAAAAAUCAAUUAUUAAUCAAUUGGCUAUAAUUUUCAAUUAUUGUUAAAAUAUAAAGAUAAUGAAUUAUGUUGUAAUUCAAUGUUUUUACUUCUCAAUGUGGUAAAAUAGUUUAUUGAAUUCACAUCAAUUGCUAACAAUCAUGUAUACUUUAACAAUCUAAUAUUUAUUUUUUAAUGCUCAAAUUUAUUUAAAUUUAGUUAAAUUAUUAAUGGUUCAUUUACAAUAAGCUCAAUAUAAAUAUACAUGUAUAUAAGACAACAAAUCUAGAUUCACAUGUACAGCAAUAUAGAUGACAAACCUAGACCAACAUGUACACCAAUAUAGAUGACAAACCUAGACCAACAUGUACACCAAUAUACAUGACAAACCUAGACCAACAUGUACACCAAUAUACAUGAGAAACCUAGACCAACAUGUACACCAAUAUACAUGAGAAACCUUGACCAACAUGUACACCAAUAUACGUGACAAACCUAGACCAACAUGUAUACCAAUAUACAUGACAAACCUAGACCAACAUGUACACCAAUAUACAUGACAAACCUAGACCAACAUGUACACCAAUAUACAUGACAAACCUAGACCAACAUGUACACCAAUAUACAUGACAAACCUAGACCAACAUGUACACCAAUAUACAUGAGAAACCUAGACCAACAUGUACACCAAUAUACAUGACAAACCUAGACCAACAUGUACACCAAUAUACAUGACAAACCUAGACCAACAUGUACACCAAUAUACAUGAGAAACCUAGACCAACAUGUACACCAAUAUACGUGACAAACCUAGACCAACAUGUACACCAAUAUACAUGACAAACCUAGACCAACAUGUACACCAAUAUACGUGACAAACCUAGACCAACAUGUACACCAAUAUACAUGACAAACCUAGACCAACAUGUACACCAAUAUACAUGACAAACCUAGACCAACAUGUACACCAAUAUACAUGACAAACCUAGAUUCAUGUAUACACCAAUAUACAUGAGAAACUAAACCAGCUUAUCACUGACGCAAAAGGUACACUUACAUGACAAGCUUUGUAUUACAUGUUACCCAGGAUUCUCAUGUUCACUCCUAUACAUGACAAUACCAUGAGGUACAUUUACACUUCUACACAGGACAAUAUCAUGAGUGCCAUGUACACUUCUAUACAUGACAAAACCAUGAGUGACAUGUACACUUUCUAGACAUGACAAUACCAUGAGAGACAUGUACACUUCUAGACACGACAAUACCAUGAGUGACUUGUACACUCCUAUACAUGACAAUACCACGAGUGACAUGUGCACUUUUAGACAUGACAAUAUCAUGAGUGACAUGUACACUCCUAUACAUGACAGUACCAUGAGUGACAUGUACACUUCUAGACACGACAAUACCAUGAGGGACAUGUACACUUUUAUACAUGACAAUACCAUGAGGGACAUGUACACUUCUAGACAUAACAAUACCAUGAGUGACAUGUGCAAUCCUAUACAUGACAAUACCAUGAGUGACAUGCAUCCUUAUAUACAUGACAAUACCAUGAGGGACAUGUACACUGCUAACAAUAACCUUUGAGUCACAUGGUUAUUUAUAAAUUAUGUAUUUUUUAAUACAUGACGUUUUGAUAAUUAAGAGUUUUAUUAUGAUAAUGUUAUUUGACAUUAUGAAAAUUCUGUUAAUUGAUAUAAAUUAUAAAUAUACAAGCUUUAACACACAUUAUCUACCAUUCUAUCAUUAUACGACCAUAUAUACUGGUGAUAUAUAAUGUUAUAUCACAUAUAGUCAACAUUAUAGUGUUAGAAGAUAAGAAGUAAAUAAUAAUAUCAUCCAUACAUCUGUCAUUAAUUUUACAUGUCUACCAAUGCAAUAUCAAUGGUGUACACCAAUCAACAAUGCAACUUAUUAUUAUUUUAUUUUUUUGUAGUUUACAAGGGCUACCUUUGAAGGUAUUUGAUUUAAUUUGUGCAUUAUUCAGGUGUGUCUGACCUUAGCUUAUAGUAUCAUAAAGUUAGCAUAACUUUUUUUCUAGUACAGUUACAUCUCUAUUGUUUCUACACUGAACAGAUGGAAAACCCCCACAGGGUUUUUUAAAUGUUUUAAGACUGGGUUUUUUAGGCUUCAAUCAUUUACCUAGAGGCUGAGGUCAAGAAUUGGGAUGAAUUAUAACUUCUGUCUAGGAAAUCAACCAGGUGAAAUGAGCCUUACAAUCCAUUGUCUGCUGCUUAUUAUUGACAAUAUGUUUUAGCCAGUAAUUGUCUGUAAUAUUUUAAGUCCAGACUUUAUAGGUAGGAUCAAGUUUAAUGAAUGUUUGAAAAACUAAAACACCAAAAAACAGACACACAACAGUCAAAUUAAAUUUGUUUGUUUUUCUACAUCCUUUAUAUUGUUCAGUUUUAAAUUAGUUUUGGGUUAAAACAUUUUGAAUGCAAAGUUUACCUUUUUCAGUUUAUUUUGUUUUUUUAUAGAAACAAGUAUUGUAAAAUGCUCAAUUUGAUGACAUUCCAGAUCAUGGCAAAAACUGACCAAUUUAUUUUAUCUUAGUUUUAGCUGAUAAAACAUUAUAAUUAAUGAAUAAUUGUUAUAGUGCCGUUUUAUCUAGAUUUCAGUUAUGACAUUUUGUAUUUUUCUAAACAUUAUUUUAUAUUUAUCUGUGUCCCUAUACAUACCAGCAAGUUGACUUGUUCAAUAUACAUAUACUAGUAUAUCAGGGUCUUUCAAAUGUAAAUUCCUAGAUACUUGUAUGAACUAUUUUUGAACUAAAGCUAAACUUUAUGAUUGUUGAAUUAGUAUGCUUGCUUUAUACCGCUUACUGUGAUGAUGUAUAAAUGUGGAUAAAAUGUCAAAUAUUUACUUUUUGUUAUUAUGUUAAAACAGUUUAUUGUGUUUAAAAUGUUAAUUAAAGACUAAUCUAUGACGACAUUACAUUAAAAGCUUUGUUUA
Ruditapes philippinarum (Manila clam) is the source of this 7324-nucleotide messenger RNA. RefSeq lists its product as uncharacterized. The transcript is spliced from 2 exons. The record is from RefSeq and is a predicted model, not a curated record. Lineage: Eukaryota; Metazoa; Mollusca; Bivalvia; Venerida; Veneridae. Bases 317 to 1516 code for a protein of 399 amino acids.